CGCCGCGGACUGCGCGUACAGCCUUAAGGUGACCAGGAGGUUAUUCCGCCUCAGGUAUGCUGCAGGACUCCGUGGAAAAGGCAAACAUCGAACCGACUCGCCUCUAGGAAACGACUGUGGUUUUUUGCACAAGGGUUUUUUUCUGCAUCCGUGCUGCAUCGGGGGCAGAGAGAAGAGAUCCAGGCCACACGGAGGUCCAUGAAAGACGCGCUGGAGAGGACGCCGUCUCAGCAUCGCGGGAGGCCACGGUUGUGCGCGGCUGCAGCGAUGGAUGCGGGGAGGCUGGAGCAGCAGGUGGCCAGUGUGGAGCGAGGCAUCGCCUUCCUGAAGCACGAGCACCUGGCCAUGCUGACAGGUCUGCAGCUGGAGAUCACACACCUGAAGAGGCGCUGCCAGGAGCUGAGUUGUGAGCUGGACUCCAGGUUUCCUGACAGAAACACAGCAGGGGAAGAAGCCGAGCUGGCAGCACGCUGUGAGGCCGCCGAGCGCCUGCUGGAGCACCAGCAAUGCAUGAUGGUCGCUGCGCGUGGCGAUCUGCGGGCCGGCCGGGCGCGAGCGUCGGCGCUGGGUCGGAGUCUCAGGGAAGAGGAGCGACGUUUCCUGGAGGAGCUGAAGCGUCGCAGUCACAAGAUCACGCUCCUGAACAGAGAGCUUCAGCGGCAGAACGUCACCACCAUGACUCUCUACCACGAGCUACACACGGCACGCUUAAAACUGUUCCAGCAGCGCCAGGGGGCCGGCUCCGCCGCUGACGCGGAGCAGCAGGCCGGAGGAGAGGCGGGAGAUGAGGAGGAGGAGGAGGAGGAGGAGGAGGAGGCCUCGGACUGGCUCCUGUCUCCACCCGCCCCUGCCUCCCCUGGCCAGCCUCAGGUAAAACACAGGAGGUACGUGAGCGUGAGGGAGGAGCGGGUCCGAGCCUGCGUCCCGCGGGAGAGAGUGACAUCACCGCAGAGGCCACACCCCAUGCCUGACCCCGCCCUCUUCCUGGUGCCGCUGAGGUACCGGCUUCUCCGCCUCAGCAAACCCACCAGACCCCAGGAUGGAGAGGGGGUGGAGGACGAGUGGGAGGACAUAGAGGACAUCGGGGUGCACAGGAGGGUGGACAUGGGAGCCGGGGAAGGAGAAACGGCCCUGUGAUGGUGCAGGUGUGAGGUCGUCGUGCACAGUACUCGAGUUGUAAAAAAAAAUCAGGGGGGAUGGUGGAUUUUAUCAUAUGGGGACAGAUAAUUUGUGCUGAUUACAAAUAAUAUAAUAUAUUACAAAUAAUAGCACU
Messenger RNA from Cololabis saira (Pacific saury), 1273 nucleotides. RefSeq names its product coiled-coil domain containing 92Bb (gene ccdc92bb). The record is from RefSeq and is a predicted model, not a curated record. The transcript is spliced from 5 exons. NCBI's taxonomy places the organism in Eukaryota, Metazoa, Chordata, Actinopteri, Beloniformes, Belonidae. Bases 199 to 1137 code for a protein of 312 amino acids.